Cucumis melo (muskmelon) is the source of this 450-nucleotide messenger RNA. RefSeq lists its product as uncharacterized. The record is from RefSeq and is a predicted model, not a curated record. Lineage: Eukaryota; Viridiplantae; Streptophyta; Magnoliopsida; Cucurbitales; Cucurbitaceae. Bases 1 to 450 code for a protein of 149 amino acids. The transcript has a single exon.
AUGAAUUAUAUGCUAAUAAAAAAGAAAUGCAGCUUCGCCAAGUCACGAGUGGAGUAUCUAGGGCAUAUUAUAUCUGGAAAUGGAGUCGAGGUGGAUUCAGAAGAAAUUAGGUCUAUUGUUGAAUGGCCUAAACCAACUAAUGUGAGGGAGAUACAUGGGUUCCUUGGGUUAACAAGAUAUUAUUAUCGAAGGUUUAUACACCAGUAUGAGGCUAUUGCUGCUCCUCUAACACAACUGCUUAAGAAUGGAGGAUUUAAGAGUGAGAAAGUUGAUGAAGCAUUUGAGAAGUUGAAAAAAGCAAUGAUGUUUCUUCCAGUUCUAGCACUACCAAAUUUUGAUCAACCAUUUGAAAUUAAAACGGAUGCAUCAGGCUAUGGAAUAGAGGAUGUACUAAUCCAAGCCAAGCGUCCAGUAGCUUAUUACAACCAUACAUUAGCUAUAAGAGACUGA